AUGAUUGCUUUGCAAGAUCUACCCUUCAAUUUUGUGGAAGAUAUUUGGACCGAACCAAGUUCGAAUGUGUCUUUAUUGAGUCUGACAGUGCAUGGCAUAAAUAGAGAUUUUAAAAGACUAAAAGUUAUUUUAAAAUUGACGGAAGCAUACAGGAGACCUAGUUCUAAAAAAUUAAGAGUAUGUUGAUGGAAUGGGGUCAUCAUAAAAGAGAAAAUUCAUUGUUUUGUACGCGACUCUGGAUCUAAUAUGAUACGAGCAAUGAAACUCGGCGACAUACCUGAUGUCAGUUGCACUGUACAUCAGUUGCAACUGUGUGUGCGAACUUUGAUAGAUUGUGAUGAAGAAAUUAAAGCCUUAAUAACGAAAUGCAAAAAAAUUUCGACGCCUUUUAAUCAUUCCCAAAUAGCUCUGACUGAACUGUAUAAAAUACAAAAGGAACAACUCAACCAAGAAUGUUUGAGUGUAAUACAGGAGUGUAGUACGCGGUGGAAUAGUACAUUUUAUAUGUUGGAAAGAAUGAUUAAAAUACAGGAUUCUCUAUACCUGUACGCAUGUAAACACAACAUCUCUCAGUUAUCUCCUGAAGAAUGGCUGCAGCUUAAAAAAAUAGUGACUGUACUUCAACCUUUUGAGGAAAUCACCCGAAAUAUGAGUGACAAUAACACCAGUAUCUCAUCAGUAAUUCCACUUAUACACACACUAAAGUAUACAUUACACACUGAAUGCAGUAAACAAGACACAAAUGAAAAAUUUAAAAGUAUAAUAAAAUGUACCAUCAAUCAAUUAAAUUCCAAAUUUGGUGACCUUCCAUCAAACAAUUUCUUUGCAAUAGCAACAUAUCUAGAUCCUCGCUAUAAAACAAAAUUUUUUAAUGAAGUGGCUAAAGAGAAGAUUGAAACAGAAAUAAUGUCACUAUUUGAUGCAAAUACAUCUCAAACCGAGGCUGAUAAUAUUGCCGUUCCUGUAGAAAAACGGGCAAGAAUGGAAUUACCAACAGAAGCUAGCCAUAGUAAUGUCCAAACAGUUUUGUCGAAUAUAUUGUUAAGUAGUGAUGAAGACGAUGAUAAUACCACAUCUGAAAAAUGUUUAGUUUUUGAUCAAUUUGUUGUAAUGAAAAGUAUACUCAAUGAGUUCAAUAAAGAAAAACGUAUAAGUAUUAGUGAUGAUCCGUUAUUGUGGUGGAAAUCACGUCCAAUUCAAAUAAUUCGUGCCGGCGGAUCUCAAGCCGACACGACUCCAGGACCUAACAGUAGUAUGAGCAGUGAUAAUAGUAAUAGUGAUAGUAAUACAUAG
Molecule: messenger RNA, 1293 nt
Organism: Microplitis demolitor
Lineage: Eukaryota; Metazoa; Arthropoda; Insecta; Hymenoptera; Braconidae
Product: E3 SUMO-protein ligase ZBED1-like
Source: RefSeq, a predicted model, not a curated record